AUUAUCAUCGAGAGAAUGAUAUAACCUCCAUCCUCCUCUCUCCCUCUCUCUCUAAGCUACUAACCAAGCCAACGCCGUUGCCGUAGCUGCCUACCGGGACACUAGCCGGCCGCUUCCUCUUCCGCUCCUUUCAGCUUCGUCUGGAUCGCACGGAAACCCUCCCGAGCCUCGGCCUUCCUGAGAUCCGCAUGGAUGCUGCUCGGUGGCACCAGGUAAAUCUAACUUAUGGUUCGGCUGGCUUCUCUCUCGUUUGGCCUUUCGGUUCCUCGAUCUCGCGUGGGGUGCUUUGUUUGGGUUCGCGGUUGAACGAAAUUGACGUGGAUUUGGGAACUCUUUCAGAGAUCUCUUCUGUUCCAUCGUGUUCCUUUGUCUCUAAGCUUUCGUUCCUGUCAUGCCUCCUCCUCUAAUCCUUGAAAAGACGCAUAUGCCUUUCUUUCUCAACCUUUUCCUCCUCCGUUUCUCUCUCUUUCUUUUUGGUUGCGCAGCAAAAAGCCAAGGCAUGAACAGCGUUGCUUUGCUUUCUUCUUGUGGGUGUAUCAAGUGCGGUGCGUCUAAUUUACUCUGCUGUUUUCCGUCUCCUUUUUUUUGUGUCCCUUGAGUCAUAUUUUUCCUCGUCAGCUUCUCUAUAUAUCUGCGGUUCAACAUGUACAAGUUGUUCGCUAAUAUGCUCUGCUCUGCAUCUGAUCUUUCGCCCCUAUGGCGAUCCGGUGUUGUUGGUCUUCAGGAGAUAGGGCUGGCGGUGGAGCCCUCCUCCGCCUUUACCGCCACCACCACCACCGCUAAUAGUACUUGCACUACAGCCAGGCCGCAGGUGACGGAGAGAAGGGCCAGGCAGCAGAAGGAGCAGGCCCUCAGCUGCCCCAGGAGGUACUGGACCGAGGGCGGGUCCCUCAGAAAUGUCCCCGUCGGUGGUGGCUCGAGAAAGAACAAGAGAUCCACCACUGCGGCAUCGGCAAUGGCGUCACAUUCUGAGAAGCUACCGACUGACCUCAUCCCCCCUCCCAUCUCCCUCGCUGCCACUCAGAGGUUCCACCAGGGACAAGACCUCAACCUGGCCUUCCCCGACCCUGAACCCAUCGGCUUCUCCAACCCAAGUGAUGCUGUUGGUGCUCUCUCUGCGUUGGAGUUACUGAGAACUGGGAUGACUGCCAGAGAUUUCAAGCCUUACCUGCCAUUAAUGCAACUGCCGGAAUACUCGACUGCGUUUGAAUUGCAAGAAGUCGGGCCUCCUGCACUCAACUUCCCGAUGAUGGGUUUUCCUUUUGAAGACGUGAAACCAGGAGCCCAUACUACAAGCACAGCUGAUGAGUUCGAGAAGAGCAGGGAACAAGGUGGGGAUCCUCCUGGUUUUUGGAACAGUAUGAUAGGCGGAGAAGGCUCAUGGUAGGAGAGAGAGAUAGAGAGAGAGAGAGAGAGGCAGCAGCGCUCCAAGAUCUAAGAGAAACAGGGCAGAAUGAAUCAUCCAUUUUCUUGAUGCUGACACCAACGCAUUACCGAAACAUUUCAUAUCAUGCGCGUUCUCUGUUGUUCAUAUGUCGUAGUAAAAGCUUGAUCUGUACUUGUCCGGCGUAAUCCACGCACGACGCAUGGUUGGAGGGGGAUGGCUAAUUGGGUCCGGAAUGGUGGACCUGCAGCAUUGAAUGCUUUGCCGAAGGUCAGACGCUUCACUGCUCUUAAGCAGAUCGGUGUACGACGACGAGGAUCACAACACGUGAACUUGUCGGCCUUGUAUUUAUCUGCACUUUUCUUGGUA
This is a messenger RNA of Musa acuminata AAA Group (dessert banana), 1753 nucleotides long. RefSeq names its product dof zinc finger protein 1-like. The record is from RefSeq and is a predicted model, not a curated record. The transcript has 2 exons. Bases 644 to 1387 code for a protein of 247 amino acids. Lineage: Eukaryota; Viridiplantae; Streptophyta; Magnoliopsida; Zingiberales; Musaceae. Gene Ontology annotation, molecular function: DNA binding; DNA-binding transcription factor activity. Gene Ontology annotation, biological process: regulation of DNA-templated transcription.